Messenger RNA from Cotesia congregata, 963 nucleotides. The record is from the annotation of a GenBank genome assembly. Lineage: Eukaryota; Metazoa; Arthropoda; Insecta; Hymenoptera; Braconidae.
AUGUCAUCAAUACCAACAAAUCAAGAGCAGUCACCGGUGGCUAGACCAAGAAAAAGAUACAAACUAUACAUUAAAGACUCGACUUGUCCGAUACCUUUAAGAACGUUAGAUAGAUGGAAUAAAUCUAUUCGAGAUAAUAACACAAACGAAACAAGCAACGAGGUGACUUCAAGUGAAGAUAAUAAUUUCUCUAAUACAGAUAAUAUCAUAGAUUAUGAAAGUGAAUUAAGUGAAGAUUCUGAGAAUGAGUCGACUUCAAGAUCAAAAAACCCUCAAGAUUCAUCAGACUCUUCAGAUGAAGAAAUUAUCGUCAACAGUGCUGAAGAAGAUUGUGACAACAACGACAACAACGAAUUAGAAAAUGAUAAUUAUGACCAGCUUGACUUAAAUGAAAGGGAAGAUAACGAUAAUAUCAAUGCUAACAUUGGAGCUCAAAAUGCUAUAAACAAUUUAUGUAAUCUUGCUAACAGAUCGAAUAUCAUGUUGUAUGAAGGCAGUAAAAUUACAAUUAACGAGGCAGUCUUCGAUUUAUUAAAUUUAUAUGUCAAACAUGAUCUAACUAAAGCAGCUCUUAAAGAAGCUCUGAAAAUACAACUAAAGGUACUACCAGAAAAUAAUUUGAUGCCAAAAACUGUGUACAGAUUACUCCAACAUGUUAAGCAAAUCGCGCCUCCAUGCACUGUCACAAGACAUUAUUAUUGUAAAAAUUGUUUUGAGUACAUUGGGAACAACAUCGAAAUUUUAAAAUGUCCAACAUGUGAUGCUAAAAAAUGUAAAGAUACUUUUUUUUUCGAAUUUGACAUAUGCACUCAAAUUAAAUAUUUAUUUGAGCAUUACCAUCUUUAUAACAAAUUGAAACCUUUAGUCAUACGAAAUGACAAUGUGAUUACUGAUAUUACUGAUGGCUCUGAGUAUAUUCGGAUUAAUUCUCGCAGUGAUAGGCAAAAGUUUGAUUUGACACUG